Messenger RNA from Lasiodiplodia theobromae, 2112 nucleotides. Its product is annotated as Heat shock protein chaperonin. The coding region runs from base 1 to 2112 and encodes 703 amino acids. Gene Ontology annotation, biological process: cellular response to heat. The record is from RefSeq and is a predicted model, not a curated record. Lineage: Eukaryota; Fungi; Ascomycota; Dothideomycetes; Botryosphaeriales; Botryosphaeriaceae. The transcript has 2 exons. Gene Ontology annotation, cellular component: mitochondrial matrix; cytoplasm. Gene Ontology annotation, molecular function: ATP hydrolysis activity; ATP binding.
AUGAAUAUGGGUGGCGGCGAGGAGGAGAAGCCUGCACUCGAACAAUACGGCGUCGACCUUACCGCGAAGGCCAAGGAAGGAAAACUAGACCCUGUCAUCGGCAGAGACUCCGAGAUCCAUCGUACAAUCCAAAUUCUAUCGCGGAGAACGAAGAACAAUCCGGUUCUCAUCGGUUCUGCGGAGUCAAUCAAGAACAAGCGCGUCAUUGCGCUUGACCUUGGUUCGCUCAUUGCCGGAGCGAAAUUCAGAGGAGACUUCGAAGAGCGGUUGAAGAAGGUGCUGAAGGAGGUCGAGGAAGCCCAGGGUGGAGUAAUCCUGUUCAUCGAUGAGCUGCACACAUUGUUAGGUCUCGGCAAGGCGGAAGGCAGCAUCGACGCGAGCAACUUGCUCAAGCCUGCCUUGUCACGAGGAGAGCUGCAGUGCUGUGGCGCCACCACCCUUAACGAGUACCGGCAGAUCGAGAAAGACGUUGCCCUUGCCCGGCGUUUCCAGCCGAUUCUUGUUGGAGAGCCGACCGUUCCCGACACCAUCUCGAUUUUGCGCGGUAUCAAGGAGAAAUACGAAGUCCACCACGGUGUUCGAAUUACCGACGGAGCUCUUGUGGCCGCCGCUACCUACAGUAAUCGGUACAUUACCGAUCGUUUCCUCCCCGACAAGGCCAUCGAUCUUGUAGACGAAGCAGCUAGCGCUUUGCGACUCCAGCAGGAGAGCAAACCUGAUGCUAUCCAAGAGUUGGACAGGCAAAUUAUGACCAUCCAGAUCGAGCUGGAGUCAUUGAGGAAAGAGGACGAUAUCGCAAGCAAAGAAAGACGAGAGAAAUUGGAGGAACAGCUCAAGAGCAAGCAAGAAGAGCAGUCGAAACUGAACGAGAAGUGGGAGGCCGAACGACGUGAGAUCGAGGAGAUCAAGACCGUCAAGGAGAACCUCGAGAAGGCUAGGGUGGAGCUCGAACAGAGUCAACGAGAGGGCAAUUUCGCGAAGGCCAGUGAACUUCGCUAUGCAACCAUUCCGGCGCUCGAGCAGAAACUUCCCAAGGACGGCAUGGAGAAAGGCAAGUCCCCGGACAGCCUUCUGCAUGACUCCGUCACUGCAGACGAUAUCGCCAACGUCGUCAGCCGAACUACCGGAAUCCCGGUCACCAAGCUGAUGUCUGGCGAGAUGGAGAAGCUCAUCCACAUGGAGGACAUUCUCCGCCAGUCGGUGAAGGGACAAGAUGAGGCUCUGACGGCGGUUGCCAAUGCUGUACGCCUGCAACGUGCUGGCCUCAGUGGCGAGAACCGCCCGCUUGCCAGCUUCAUGUUCCUUGGGCCUACUGGUGUGGGUAAGACGGAGUUGUGCAAGAAGAUGGCCGGAUUCCUCUUCUCCACCGAAACCGCUGUCCUUCGCUUCGACAUGAGCGAGUUCCAGGAGAAACACACCGUGAGCAGGCUCAUCGGCAGUCCUGCUGGUUACGUCGGAUACGAGGAUGCCGGCCAGCUCACUGAGGCAGUGAGGCGGAAGCCGUACGCGGUACUGCUUUUCGAUGAGUUCGAAAAGGCACACCGCGACAUCUCCGCCCUUCUACUGCAGGUUCUUGACGAGGGCUUCCUGACCGACGCUCAAGGCCACAAGAUCGAUUUUCGCAACACAAUCAUUGUCCUCACGUCGAACCUCGGCGCCGAAGCAAUUGUCGGCGACGACAUGCUACACAAGCACCAGGUCGACACAGAGACGGGAGAGAUCUCACCGGCCGUGAAGAAGUCGGUGAUGGACACGGUAGCUGCAAACUACCCGCCCGAGUUCCUCAACCGGAUUGACGAGUUCAUCAUCUUCAGGCGGCUGUCGAAGGACGCGCUGAAGGACAUUGUCGACAUCCGACUGAAGGAGCUCCAGCAGCGACUGGAAGACAGGAGGAUCACGCUGAAGGUGCCGGAAGAGGUCAAGCAAUGGCUCUGCGAUAGGGGCUACGACCCCAAGUUUGGCGCCAGACCAUUGAACCGACUCAUCUCCAGAGAAAUAGGCAACAGACUGGCGGACAAGAUCAUCCGUGGCGAGCUCAGGAACAAUACGGUGGCGGCUGUGGCCAUCAAUGAGGGCGAGACCGGUCUCGAGGUGUCAGCCGAGACAUCGUGA